Molecule: messenger RNA, 7883 nt
Organism: Acanthochromis polyacanthus (spiny chromis)
Lineage: Eukaryota; Metazoa; Chordata; Actinopteri; Pomacentridae
Gene: raly
Product: RALY heterogeneous nuclear ribonucleoprotein
Exons: 9
Coding region: 200-1072 (290 amino acids)
Cellular component (GO): nucleus
Molecular function (GO): RNA binding
Source: RefSeq, a predicted model, not a curated record
CGGAGACGGACGCGCAGUUGGAGCCAACCUGGUUACUGAGAGCACCGUGAGCUGCUGCCUGCACGUUGUCCGCUCACCCUCACUCCGCUUCGGCUUCUCCCAGCGUUUUACCUCGUACGUUGGUAGAUACCCGUGUCUUUGUGUCUCACCUUCACAGUCCAUCCAUUUGUCAGUUUCUUGCAUCACCCAUCUGUCCAGCAUGUCGCUGCUAAAGGUGCAGACCAGUAAUGUGACCAACAAGACAGACCCAAAGUCCAUCAACUCCAGAGUGUUUAUUGGUAACCUGAACACGGUGGUAGUGAAGAAGUCAGAUGUGGAGAGCAUCUUUUCUAAGUACGGUCGGGUGCUGGGCUGCUCCGUGCACAAGGGCUACGCAUUUGUCCAGUAUGCCAGCGAGAGACACGCCAGGGGAGCUGUGAUUGGAGAGAAUGGCAGGGUGCUGGCUGGACAAACACUGGACAUCAACAUGGCAGGAGAACCAAAGCCAAACCGACCCAAAAGCCUGAAGCGAUCUGCAGCUUCCCUUUACAGUGGCUAUGAGUUUGACUAUGAUUACUACAGAGAAGACUUCUAUGACAGGUUGUUUGAGUAUUGUGGCAGGGUAUCCCCAGUCCCUCUAGUGGUACCAGUCAAACGUCAACGAGUGGCGAUGCCCCUGGUGCGACGGGUAAAAUCUCUGCCGGUCAAAUUGUUGGGACAGAAUUCCUCUGUCCUCCCCACCAGCAACAAAGAGAAAUUAAAAGGAGCAGAGCUUCAGGCGAUCAAGUCAGAGUUGAUUCAGAUUAAAACCAACAUCGAGGCUUUGCUGGGUAGAUUGGAGCAGAUCACAGAAGAUCCACACAUUACCGCCACAGAUUUGAUUAAGUCAGAGGAGUGUAAGAAUGAGGAGGUGUGGCAGGAAGGAGACGAGUGGAGUUCAGAGCCAGAAGACAUGGAGGACCAGAGACAGAAUAGCGAAACUGAAGAGGAGGAGAAAGAUGAAGAGGAGGAGGGAGAGCACAGACAGGACGAUGGCCACAGCCACAUGGACAACAGUCACCUAUCAUCAGAGAUGGACUCCCUUCACCCAUAAGAGGUUCGAGAAACUGUGGAAGAAGAGAUGGACAGAGGAGAGAAAAAGGGAGCUGUGGACCAACUGAACUGGAUAACAGCACAGGAAACCAAUGAAACAGCAGGGAGUCGAAGACAUCCACAAGCUCAAGCACUCAAACAGGCUAAACUUUGAAACAUGCAGCAGAGAGACAGACUUCACAUGUCUAAGCCACAGCAAGAUACUGAAACAGCAGGGCACUGCCAGAGCCACGUGGAGAUAGUAACACAGCAGGCUGUUGGUAAAACGCAUCUAAAAUUGACAACUUUUACAUACACAGAAAAUCACUGCAGCUGACAACCGCCAUGUUUGGGAAAACUGGAACUCAUCAGAUUGUCUGCUGCGGUUCAGGACUUUAAAUGUGAGCACACAGUGGAAGAGCUUGUUGUCAACUGAAAAUCCUUUUAGUGCAGAACAUUUUGAAUUUUAAAUUUCAAUGUCAAAUGAAAAACAAAACCUUAAAGAUAAGUGACAGUACACUGUAGAAAUGGUAUUUUUGAUGGUUUAUGCAGUACAUAUAGCUGAAGAGGGUUACAUCAUUGGCAGCAAUUGCUCGACUGAUAUGAUUCCCAUAAAUUGUAAUAUUCUUCAUUAUGACACAUGCAAGAUAGUCCUUUUAGUUUGUGCACAGUGGCUCAGGUUGAUAAAAUUUUUAAUUUAUCUAGUAGCAAUCAUUCCCCCCCAAAAAAAAUGCAUAUGGACACAUUCCAGUGAUAAAUUUGUACCUCCAAAUCAAGAUGCUGUUUCAAGGUAAAAUCUUUGUUUCCAGUAACUUUUAAAAAGUGUAAAAAAUGAGGUGAACUAAAUGAAAAUAUUUGAAUAAAAGUAACAUGUUUCCUUCCCCAACUAUGUGAAAUCUGACUCUGCAAAGUUCACCUUAGAAACCCUGGUGAUAAUCCGCAUGUUAUUGGACACAAGCUGUCAUUGCUGAUAUAAUGUUAGACUUUCCUGAUAAAGCCAAACCUGAACCUACUGUACUAAUGGCCCCGAUUACAAUUAACAGGUCACCGUAGGCCACACAGAAUAGCUAACAGUGAUGGGUCAUGCUGUCUCAAAUCAUUGCAUUUCUGCACAUCUCCGAUUGUCUGAAAAUUUGUAAAGAUAUUUAUAAAAUUUAUGAAACUUCAAAAAAUUGUUUGGUUUUUUUUUGCUGUAAUUGUCCAUCAAUGCAAUUUCAGCAUGUCACAAAUAAAUAUUUGAGGCUAUGUUUGAGCAACAAUAUCUGACCCUAAAAUUUUCAGUUAUUUUUCAUUGUGCCAUUGAUUCAUAACAACAUCACACAGAUAUUCUACCACUGAUUUUCAGUGGGGCUCAUGUCCAGGGAUUGAGCUGGCCACACUAAGACCUGGAUUCUGUGCUCCUGUAGCCAAGUUCUACUGACCCUGAAUGUGUUCAAGGGGCAUUAUGUAGUUGAAACAUCCAGUUUUGACCCUGAGGGAACACUGCACGUGCAGAGGGGAGCAUGUGGGUUUCAAGAAUGGCACAAUACUUAGAGUUCAAUGUGCCAUCGCAGACAGUGAGAUGAUCAACAUCAACAGUAUUCAUGCGUCCCAAAACCAUGAUACUGCCUCCACCAUGCUUGACAGUAGGUACUGCACAUGCUGAAGAUAAUGCUUAAUCUGGCCUUCUGGAUACCCUCACAUUAGCAGGGAAAGAUAAAGCUGGAAACUGGACUCAUCUGACAAUAGAAUCUUCUUCCAGUUCCUAGCUAUCCAGUUCUUGUGUGCUUUGGCCUAACGGCACUGGCCUAACCUCUGUCUCUCAUUGGUCAGAGGCUUCUUGACAGCCUUGUAGGACCUAAAGCCAUGAUCUAAAAGUAGGCCAGAUACAGUGCUGGUGGAACACUGGACACCAGUUUAAUGUGACCACUGCUGCUGAAGAUCUUGUGAUGUCAUUUUGUGGUUUUCCUUGCACAUGCGGAUCAGAAUGUGGUCAUGUCUUGCUGAAGAAACCUUUGGAUGCCAAGAUCUUGGUUUGUCUUCCAAGCUGUUGGUUCAUCUGUAUUUCUGCAGAAUGUGUCCAACUGCUGAAGGACUGCAUCUGCACUUCCUGGAUAUCUGGCAGCAGCUGUAUUCUUCCUGUCUGAGAAUCUGUAUCUUCAGGUGUGUUUCCUGCUUUAGGUUCCUUGAUUUAGUUAUUUUCCUCUCAAAAACUGUCUUUUUUUUUUUAAAAGCACAACCUUCAGUAAUGGAUCAUUGGUACCAAAAAGACCCAAUACUAAAAAUUUCCUUGGUAUUUUUUUUUUAUUAAACCAAUCAUUUUUAAGUGUUUAAUGCUUUUUUUUCCUAGGAUUUAUUUUUAUUUUAUUUUUUUUGCUGUGACUAUGCUCAAAGAAAUUGCACCUGAAGACCAGUGAUUUUUAAUGCAGUAUUUCAUAAAUGCAUGGUGUGUCUGAAUUUUUUUUUUUCCACCGCUGUACUCCAUUGUAGGCUGGAAGAACAGUUACCUUACCCAUUUUACUUACUGAUUUUGGAUACUCAUUGGAAAAGAUGCUUGAAGGAAAACUCUUCCAAACUCUAGCAGGAGUUCAGCUUGUGACAUUUGUCUUGAAGGUCAAGUUCAUUCCCAGUGAAACAAAAAGCAAGAUAAUAUGUUUUGACUUUAUCAAACAAUUCCCGCAAUAAUCAUGGCAGUACGAAUGUCAGGCUUUUAUCUUUAAUACUUCCUGAGAUAUUGUCAUUCAGACAUAACAUCAAAUGACAAUGUGCAAAAAAUGUGCUGAAAGUGGGUCAAUAGGUCAUUAAAAAUGUAUGCAUCUUGGAAAUGACUUGCAGAACUAUGAUAUAAAAUUUAGAUAAAAUUCUCAUAGUUUAUGGUCGAAACAUUUCAAGCAAUUCAGAGAUGAUCAACUGAAAGCCCUGGAGGAUUUGAAUUAAAAAUGUCUUACAAAAUUCUUAGGACAUUUAACAGUUCAAAUCAGUUCUAUCAACAAAAACACUGACCAAAUAUUCCACUGUUAUGCAAGUAUAGCCACUACUAAACUGUUGCACUGAAAAUCAAAAAUCAUAUUGGUUUAUUACUAAAUGUAAUGUACUACAAAACAAGAUAAUGUGGUAACUCAGCCAAACACAUUUCUCAAAAUAGUAUGAAAAUGCUACUAAAACUUGUUUUGGUCACAUUGUUUAGAUGAUGUACACUUCAUCAGAUAUGAUUAACUGUGGUUUGGACCCCAGAUGUGCUCACCUGUUCAGAAUAAGGUGCAUUAGAUUCUUACUGUGUUUUUAAUACUCAUUUCAUAUGUCAAACUGUCAGCUGUCUGAACUACUGGUUUUAUUAAACAGAAACACUUACUGACAUUAUAUUGACAAAUUGUAUUAUGAAUUGUAAAAUGGUGGAUUGUCUUUUUAAAAUUAUUAGUUCUGCAUUUUAGAUUAGAAUGAGUUGUGGACAAACAGCCGAUGGGGUUUUAUUAUCCUAAGGCCCAUUGAAUGGCCUCUGAAAAGCUGUCUGUGACUAACAAGAACAAGAAUCAUUUGCUGCCUAUGUCGAUCCCAUGCCUGUUGUUUUCCCUCUUAUUAUUUCAUUAUCACUGUAUGACUCAGCCAAGGAAUGUGGCAAAGUUAUGUGAUGAUCGGAGUUGGUUUGUUCAUCUGUUUGUCUGUUUGUCUGUCUGUCCUUUGGCAACAUUACUUAAAAGCAUACUAAGGGAUUUGGACGUAAUUUUUAGGGAAGGUCAGAAAUUAUACAAAGAGCAAGUGAUUAGAUUUUGGCAGUGAUGCAGCUUGUAGUCUGGAUCCAAAAUUUGUUAAAGAUUUCUGUAUUAUUGCAAGACAGCGGCACGGCGUCACUGUAACUAAGUGAACACUAUAUCAGCUGCCUCCUGAUGAUCACGAUUGUGAUCCGACAACAAAUCGACUACUGCAGACCAUUUUUUAAAGAUUUCAUCGGUCGGAAAUCAUACGACUGAGCAGCCUGGGUGGAGUAUUGCACUCUCUGAGUGCUUUUCCUGUUUUAAUUGUUGCUGUUGUUCAUAAUUCUGGCUGUAGAUAACGUAUAUAUAUUCUAACUAGCAAAAAUGUAUUCAGGAAUUUGAAUAAAAUUUUCAAAGGAGGAUUUUGUAGUUGAUAAGGUAAGCACUUGCUGCAAAACACAUCCUCUAUUCUUCUUCUCUUGGUCAAAAUGGUGGUUGACAAACCGGCUUACAGGUGCAUUACUGCCACCUGCUGGACUGGAUUAGAACGCUAAUUCGGUGUUCCAUCUCGCUACAAAUACAUAGACAGUAUUGCAGGUCACAUUACUGCUGAUUUCCUUUCUUAAAUAAUGUGUUUUGGAAUAAUUUUGUUCCAUGCAGACAGCCAUUUGUUGAGGUAAUUUCAGUGCACUAAACUUGGAAAAUGAAAGACUGUGUCAGAGUUGCAUUAAGAUUGUGUAGUGACUAAGUCAUGACAGCUGCAGCUGACAAAACUGUUGGUAUGUUCAAAAUAUCACAAUUAUCUACAAGAAGCAUUAUACAGAUGAGCCCUGCUGCUUAAAAUUCAAACUGAGAGGACAAACAAAAUGCAAACAUCAAUAUUCUACAACAAAACAUGUUUUUUUAUUAUUAAUCUUUUUAAAGAGUUCCUGAGUGAACUCUCAAAGUUUUUACAACCAUCCCUUUCACAUGUGAACAACCCAAAACCUGUAAAAUACAUGACUUUGAAAAGAAGCUAUUGAGAGAAACUGCAUUGUUAGGAAAGUAUAUUGCUGUUAGUAAAAAGUAAAGAAAAGCUGAAGGUUUUAAAAUUCUCUAGAUGUUUCCAAUGUGUUUAAAAGGAAAAGUAGCAAACUAUAAAAGGAGGUAAAAAUAGAGGUGCUGCUGGGUUUCGUGACUGUUGAUAAUGCGAACUUAUCUUUGAAAAGACCAGACUCUUAAAUUUUAUUUCUAUCAAAAUUCAUCUGUCUGCUUGGUCGGUUGUUUUUCUUUAUGUUUUGACUAAUGACCUCUUUUUCCUUCUUUCCCUUUAUGUCACAUUUAUUCUUAAAAUCUUCUACUUUUGUCCGUCUCUGUCAUUUAGCUCCCCUUUUUUUCAUUUUCCUUUUCAAUUUUCCUUUAUUUUUCAUUUUCUUUCUUGUUGCCUCUUUCUGUUAUCCUCUGUUCUUUUGAAUGUCCUUUCUCCUCUUUCAUUUCUUAAACUGCAUUACUUUUCUGUGCUCCAGCACGUCCUCUUGUGGCCCUUUAAAUGUUGUACAGAGAUGGAAAGAAAAGAUUUAGUGUGAGACAGAGGGGAUUCAACUCUUUUGUUCUUCUUGGCUCUAAUUUUACAGUGUAUUUUUUGUGACAAAUUAGAAAGCCCACUGAUGUAAGGAUGGACUUCUUAAGGUGUUCACAUUUAGAAAAGUCAAACUGACAAAGAAAGCAAAGACAAGCAAGAAGCAAACUUAUUUCCCAAACUUUCUACAAACUUUGUGGUUCAGUUCAGGACCAAAUCACAUUUACAGUUUACUUAAAGCUUAUCUUUGCUGAAGUUGAAUUUUUACUUCUGUGUUGAAUCGAUGCUGCAGCCAAAUGGUUUGUGCUUCUGUAAACAUUUAUACUUCAGCGCUAUUGUAUCUGUGUCACUCAGAAAUCCAUCCACCUAAGCUACCACAGCAUAGACUGUAUAUAAAGGUGGAUGAACCCUCUGUGGCACCAUCCAUGGAUUUCCUGCACAAAAGGUUUGAAGCUCUGUGUGGUACCUGCAGCCAAUGUCAUCGUGGCAGUGGCUGAGUCUGCCUAGCUAAAUCCAAAAAUGAAUGAAGAGAUGGUGCCUGAGGAGAGCUGAGACAGGCCAUGCAAACCACUUUGAGCCAUGGAAUGUGCCAUUAAUGGUACAUAACUUAAGCCUGAAUACAGUUAAACAGGUAAGUUCUAAAAAAAAAAAAAAAACCACCCCCUGUACAAUUGUCAUGAACAGAGGAAUGAGACCAAAACCAUUUUUGUAUCAGAAUGUAACAGCUUUUAUUUCUGUUGUAAAGUUAGGCAUAUUAGCAUGGAGUCUAUGGGAUUAUGUUGGAGUUAGUGCUAAUAAAUGUUUUGUUGUUGUUGUACCAAAAUUACUGCAUUGCAAAAACAACAAAAGCCGCCAGAACCUGAGUCUAUACACUGACUGAUGAAGCAAUGAAAACAAGAAAACAGCAUUGGCUCUUGUGUUUGCAUAAAGAACAAGCCAGAUACAAUUACAGCUUCCUGUACUUUGUUUUACAGAAGCGUUGUCUUUACACAAAUUCAUGUGUGGUGCAAUUACCACUUGGAUGAGUCAUAGUUGUUACAGUCUGCAUUGUGAUUACUUUUAAGUACAUUUCUGGAGGGGUACACAUCAGGCUAUGGCACAGAUUCAACAGAGAAAUGUAAAAGCAGGGCUAUAUGGUUAAACACAAAUGUUUGUUAUAAUGCCAAGAACAAACAUGCAUUAAGGUGAGCUACAGUCAACAGCCAAACAACUAAGACAUGUUUGAUGGAUCAAAGUUCGACGGAUGUGUGUAAAUGAUUUGGUCAAAUUGGUUAACUUCUGGUUUUACUUUCCACACCCAAAAUGAAUAUUGAAUUUUAAUUAGAAUGCUUUCUAACAAUCUAAGGCUCAAAGCUAAGGUUUGCUUUAUGAAACAUAUUUACUGUAAGAAGAUAAUGUAGGUUCUCUCCUCCCUUCCUCUGACCCUCCCUAAUUUUUUCCACCUUUCUCCCCUAUUGUUCACAUCUGAUUUCAACAUGCUGAUGUUAAAUAGGAUUGGCUGUAGGCUGUUUUAAUGACUUGUGCAUACUGUAUGAUGAUGCUGACUCCUCUGUCUUUACAACACAUGUAAAUAUUCCAAAUAAAAAAAAAGUUGGCACUUGUGA